Molecule: messenger RNA, 2198 nt
Organism: Elgaria multicarinata webbii
Lineage: Eukaryota; Metazoa; Chordata; Lepidosauria; Squamata; Anguidae
Gene: YIPF5
Product: Yip1 domain family member 5
Exons: 6
Coding region: 109-882 (257 amino acids)
Biological process (GO): regulation of ER to Golgi vesicle-mediated transport; vesicle fusion with Golgi apparatus; endoplasmic reticulum to Golgi vesicle-mediated transport
Cellular component (GO): membrane; trans-Golgi network
Source: RefSeq, a predicted model, not a curated record
UGAAAGGGGGUUGUGUUGUGAGGGGGGGUGAGUGAUAGUCGACGGCCGUGCGCGGAGGAAGCGGGCUCGGUUACCCCACCGGCAAGGCGGCCCUGGAGGCAGAUUGCAAUGUCUGGGUUUGAAAAUUUGAAUACAGAUUUCUAUCAAUCAAGUUACAGCAUUGAUGAUCAAGCAGCACAGUCAUACGGUGGAGACUAUGGAGGAGGAACAUACAGCAAACAAUAUGGUGGGUAUGAGUAUUCUCAGCAAGGUGGAUAUGUCCCUCCAGAGAUGAUGCCACAGCAACAGCCUUACACUGGCCAGAUUUUUCAGCCAACGCCAGCAUAUACUCCAUCCUCACCACAGUCUUUCUAUGGGAGCAGUUUUGAAGAUGAGCCACCCUUACUAGAAGAACUAGGAAUCAAUUUUGACCACAUCUGGCAGAAGACCUUGACAGUACUACACCCAUUAAAAGUAGCAGAUGGCAACAUCAUGAAUGAAACGGAUCUGGCAGGGCCGAUGGUUUUCUGCCUAGCCUUUGGUGCCACGUUAUUGCUGGCUGGCAAAAUUCAAUUUGGCUAUGUAUAUGGGAUUAGUGCAAUUGGAUGCUUAGGAAUGUUCUGCCUCCUAAACUUAAUGAGUAUGACUGGCGUUUCAUUUGGCUGUGUUGCGAGUGUCCUAGGAUACUGUCUCCUUCCUAUGAUUAUACUUUCCAGCUUUGCAGUUGUAUUUUCUCUACAGGGUUUGAUGGGAGUUAUUCUUGCUGCAGGAAUUAUUGGAUGGUGUAGCUUUUCCGCUUCCAAAAUCUUCAUUUCAGCCUUAGCAAUGGAAGGACAACAACUUCUAGUGGCAUAUCCAUGUGCUUUAUUAUAUGGAGUCUUUGCCCUCAUUUCUGUGUUUUGAGCUGACUGUCUUUAUUAUUGGACUUAAAUGGGCCAAACUGUAAGCCUCCACUUGGGAAACUUAAACUGGGACCAGAAAGCAUCUAUUGGGUCGCUAUCAUGCAAGGUUAAUGCUUGAAUUGUCGUCUGGAGCAACAACAAAGAAGUGUCUUGUGUUCCUUUUUAUAGGACUCUUGAAUAUGGUUUUGAAUUGACCUGUAAUGUCUAUCCUAGCUUUAAUACAGGUCCGUGAUUACACCGUUAAAAAUGUAAAUUUCUUUCUCUGACCUAUAGCCUCUGGAAAAAUAGUAUUGUUUUGAAAACUUUUGUAGAACAGAAGUUUUAUAGUUAAGAGGAAAUUAAACCAUGAACUUUAGUUUUCUCAUGCCAGCAUACAACUACAGUCCUAAACAAAAGAUGUACAUUCCCUUUAUUUCCUACCAAUUUUGCAACUAUAACAUUUAUCUCAAUAAAACUUUUCAAAGUUUACAGCACCCACUUAGAUUACUUUUGUUUACUGUAAAUGGCCCAAACUCACUGUUGAAGUUUCAUUUUGUAUGUAUUUGUAAAUACUUCUGUCACCUUGUAUACAUGUAAAAAAUGCUUGUUUUGACAGUAAAAAUUAAGAAUACAAUUUCAUUAGAUCACCCAAAGCAACCUGUUUCAGAAAGCAGCUUUAACAAAUUAAGAAUACAAUUUCAUUAGAUCACCCAAAGCAACCUGUUUCAGAAAGCAGCUUUAACAAGUGUCAAGAUUGCAAAUAUAAAACACACAGAUUAAGCAUCCCCCAAAUGUUUUUUGAAAAUAUUUUAAUUGACUUUAAAUAACAUAUUCCCAAAAACAUUGUGCAACCUUGAAUAGCUAAGAUACUCAUUUAGUCAAAGGAUCCAUCCCAUUGAGUAAAUACUACAUUUAAAUUACGGAGUACUUGAAUCCAAUGACAUAUAAUUAUAAACUGGCCUAGGUCUCAAGACUUGCUAAGAGUUGGACUCUUGCCCCAAAUAACCGAAAAAAUGUUUUAUUUAUAGUUGAUGUGACAAACUGCAUGUCACUGAAAAAGUAAUUUUUCAUCCUUAUGUUGGAAAAUGGUGGUAGAAAUGUUGAGUGUCACAUUGAGCAAUGUAGGUGAGAACCAGUGUAAUGAAAUACUACUUUUUUGCCAGCAAGUACCUAAUACAGUUUUUCUCAUUCCUGGAUCAAUGCAGUUCUCUAUACAGUAUGUUUUCAUGUAGCCUGGAACUGUUGGCUAAACUGUUUAAUAAAUGUCUUGCAAGAAUUUUGGGAAAUUUUGCACAUCAAAUCUUCAAUAUUUGUAAAUUAAAUUCCAUGCUUCAGCCA